GCAAAAGCAGCAUAAGUGCAUCGUCACUUCCUUAAUAGCGUUACAGUUUCCUGUCUAAAAUGGCCACGAAUUUCAGUGUGAAGUUGCUGCCGAAUCUAGGAUGGCUUCCCCUGAUACAGAGUGUUCGGCAUGGCUCCAAGGCUGUGACUCGCCACAGGAGACCGAUGCACUUCACCAAACAGAAGCUAAUGGCUGUUACAGAGUACAUUCCUCCUGCUAGGGUCGUUCCUCCUGGUGCUUAUCCAUCCCAAACCAAACAACUCCAGGAGCAGGAUAAUGGUUUGACACUGCUCCUGAAGAGGGAUUUGAAGAACCUGUUCCAGAAUUAUAAGAUGCUUGCUGUGGUCCAGAGGAACUCCAGCACUGCUGAAGACAUGCUGAUUCUCAGGCAUAGACUUUUUAAACAUGGCAUCACUGUUAAGCUUUUUCCCAACCAGGUGAUGCGGUCCUUCCUGAGUGACAGUGUUUACUGCAACAUGGCUCCUCUGUUCAUCGGCCCAACAGUUCUGUUUGUUAGCAAAGAGCCAAAGGUGAAGCAGAUGCUGGUGACGCUGAGGUCCAGCCCACAGAUGACACUCCUGGGAGCCUGCAUAGACAAUACGCUGCUGAGCGCGCAGGGAGUUGUGAACUACUCCAAACUGCCUUCAGUGGCCGCUGUCCAGGGUGAGCUGGUCAGCGGGCUGACCAUGCUGACCUCUAACACAGCCGCCAUGCUGCAGCACCAGCCGGCUCACCUGUCAGCCCUGCUCCAGCAGUACAACAGACAGCAGAGCCCAGACAACGGCGCAGAGGAGGCCACGUAGAGCACCAGAGGAAGUUACCGGGACUGUUUGCCUGGCAGAUUUGCAUCUAAUUGCAGUGGUGAAGGACUGAGCUGGAUGCACAUAUUAAGUUUUAUUUUAAUUUAGUACUAGGGUUCCAGGAAGAUUUUUAAGUCUGGGAAAAGUCUGUUGUUUACUCAGUCUUAAAUUUUUGACUGGAGCUAUUUAUUUGGUGCUAAAUGUGACUAAAUCUUCUAGUAUGUAUCUGCCUACUGAAGCACAGAGGCUGGAUGGACAGUGCUGCAAAAAUGUCAGUGUCACUCAAGAGAUUCCUUUAUUUAAAGAUACUGUCACGUAAAUAAAUGAUGUCAUCUCUAA
Molecule: messenger RNA, 1139 nt
Organism: Monopterus albus (swamp eel)
Lineage: Eukaryota; Metazoa; Chordata; Actinopteri; Synbranchiformes; Synbranchidae
Gene: mrpl10
Product: mitochondrial ribosomal protein L10
Exons: 5
Coding region: 60-803 (247 amino acids)
Source: RefSeq, a predicted model, not a curated record